Molecule: messenger RNA, 321 nt
Organism: Rasamsonia emersonii CBS 393.64
Lineage: Eukaryota; Fungi; Ascomycota; Eurotiomycetes; Eurotiales; Trichocomaceae
Exons: 3
Source: RefSeq, a predicted model, not a curated record
GAAAUUAGGACUCUACGAGCUGAGACUGAGCGGAAAACUAGAAAGAAGGCAAGAAGGCGUGCUAUUCUAGGUAAUGAUACCCUUUUAUCUGUACAAGAAGGCCAAAAUCGCAUUCAGCAGCUUGAUACGCAGCUUAAUGAGAAGCUUGAUGAGCCUACACCUAUGCCUCAACGGCGAGCUCCACAACGCUGCAGUGGCUUGGGUGCGGCGAAAAUUCGUCGCUCGGUGGUAUUCGUCGCUCGGUGGUUGAUUACGUUAAGGAAAUACACCUUACGCAUAUGGAGGUCCGAAGGUCCGGAGCAUUUAGGUAUAAACAUUUAG